AUGGCGACUACUCAUAAGGGAUCGUCGACGCGGAGAGAUCUGAAUUAUCCCGACCCCUUAAAUGGCAUCAAAGUCAUGAUCGAGUUUGCGAGGCCCUCGCAUGACAUUAUGAUUGUCAACGUAACAUUCAUGAAUCAGAAAGCGAAUGCGCUCACAGAUUUCAAUUCCACGCCGGUUGUUCCGGAAUAUGUGGAUGUUGAUGCCAGUGGAUUUGCGUCGAACUUCCUGCCAGGAAACAACCAGGUGAUGAUGAUGGAGAAGAAGAAGAAGAUGAUGAUGAUGGUGGAGGUGGAGAUGGAGAUGGUGGUGGUGAUGGUGAUGGUGAAGAUGAUGAUGAUGGAGAAGAUGAUGAUGAUAGUGAUGGUGCCCUCUGUAUCAUCGCCAGCCAACACGUUCGCUGGAGCCGUUGAGCAGCCGCAGAGGGCGGGAGCUAAGUGGGCUGUGGAUUUGAUGGAUCGGUGA
Molecule: messenger RNA, 462 nt
Organism: Guillardia theta CCMP2712
Lineage: Eukaryota; Cryptophyceae; Pyrenomonadales; Geminigeraceae
Exons: 6
Coding region: 1-462 (153 amino acids)
Source: RefSeq, a predicted model, not a curated record